GAAUGCAGAACAAAAGGUUCCCGCCCUGGGGUAAAGACUAUUUAAGCAAUGGGAAGCUAUCAGAUCUUUGUCUUUGGUUUGCCUGACACACUCCAAAGAGCGCUGGGAACACAGAUCAAGGGAAAAGACUCUCUGACUGGAAGAUUAAGCCUAGAACAAGAACAGCUCAUUAGGCCAACCUUCCUCCAGCUGACUGUUCUCUCACUCUGCAUGUGCGCGUGUGAAAGCCAGUGAGAGAGAGAGCGAGAAACAUUGCCUGGGCUAUGCUGACAGACGACUUUUUUCCUCAGUUGUCAGUUUUCUUGUCUGUCAGCAGAGCUGCUGCUAUGGAAUCACCAACUAAGGAAAUUGAAGAAUUUGAGAGCAACUCUCUGAAAUAUCUACAGCCUGAACAAAUCGAGAAAAUCUGGCUUCGUCUGCGAGGACUGAGAAAAUACAAGAAAACAUCACAGAGGGGAAACUGCAGCACUGUUAGUGGAUUAUGUGGUGAUGUAUGUAUUACUGCUAGAGCUUCUGGUAUGCUCAAUUGCAGUGAAGACAUAUUUGAUGUGAAACUACAUGCAUUUAAGCUCCAAUGCUCAGCUACUCUGGAGAUAAGCUCCUAUCCUACACUUAAAUGCAGGCAUAACUUCACUCAUAUAAAUCGGCUCAUGUUGCGGUCUUUGGUAAAGCAGCUAGAGAGAGGAGAGGCUUCAGUUGUAGACCUAAAAAAGAAUUUGGAAUAUGCAGCAACUGUACUUGAAUCAGUAUACAUUGAUGAAACUAGGCGUUUAUUGGACACAGAAGAUGAGCUCAGUGAUAUUCAGUCAGACUCCGUGCCCUCUGAGGUCCGAGAUUGGUUGGCCUCCACCUUUACGCGACAGAUGGGGAUGAUGCUUAAAAGGUCUGAAGAAAAGCCACGGUUCAGGAGCAUUGUCCAUGCUGUGCAAGCUGGGAUAUUCGUGGAGAGAAUGUACAGACGGACAUCAAAUAUGGUUGGCCUGAGCUACCCACCAGCUGUGAUUGGAGUGCUGAAGAAUGUAGACAAGUGGUCCUUUGAUGUAUUUGCACUAAACGAUGCUAGUGGGGAUCAUGCACUGAAAUUCAUUUUCUAUGAACUUCUCACACGCUAUGAUCUGAUUAGCCGUUUCAAGAUUCCCAUUUCUGCACUUGUCUCCUUUGUGGAAGCCCUGGAAGUUGGAUACAGCAAACAUAAAAAUCCUUAUCAUAAUCUAAUGCAUGCAGCAGAUGUUACACAGACUGUACAUUAUCUCCUUUUUAAGACAGGAGUAGCGCACUGGCUGACAGAGCUGGAGAUCUUUGCUAUGAUUUUCGCAGCUGCCGUCCAUGACUAUGAACACACUGGAACCACCAACAACUUUCACAUUCAGACACGGUCAGAUCCAGCCAUUCUGUACAAUGACCGAUCUGUGCUCGAAAAUCACCACGUUAGUGCAGCCUAUCGCCUUUUGCAAGAAGACGAGGAGAUGAACAUUUUGUCUAACCUCUCAAAGGAUGAUUGGAGGGAAUUCAGGACUUUGGUGAUAGAGAUGGUGCUGGCCACUGAUAUGUCCUGUCACUUCCAGCAAAUCAAAGCCAUGAAGAAUGCUUUGCAGCAGCCAGAAGGAAUCGACAAGCCGAAAGCCUUAUCACUGUUGUUGCAUACAGCAGACAUCAGUCAUCCUGCCAAGGCCUGGGACCUUCAUCAUCGCUGGACCAUGUCCUUGCUGGAGGAAUUCUUCAGACAGGGUGACAAGGAAGCAGAACUAGGGCUUCCUUUCUCCCCACUAUGUGACCGCAAGUCUACGAUGGUUCCUCAGUCUCAGAUAGGUUUUAUUGAUUUCAUUGUGGAGCCCACUUUUACUGUGCUGACAGACAUGACAGAGAAGAUUGUAACACCACUCAUUGAUGAAGCUUCCCGCUCUGGCAUGUCUGGUUUUAGACGUUCCAGUUUGAAUAGCAUUAGCCCCUCAGAAGUUAAAAGAUCAAGUGUCAAGAGCACUGGGUCAGAAGGAAGUGCCUCACUUAACUGUUCCAUACUCACUGUGGACUUCAAAUGUUUUAAAACCACCUGGACCGAGGUGGUACAGCAGAACCGGGAGAAAUGGAAAGCAAAAGCAACCAAAGAAGAAAAAGCUAAGAAAGAAGCCGAGGAAAAUGCGCAUCAGGGAACAGAUGAAAAGAGAACAGAAGAAAAAGAAGAGAAAAAGGCAGCUGAGGAUAUCACAACAGCCAAGUCAGAAAACAACAAAGAACCAAAUCCUGGGGAAAGUAAGAGCACAGAUUCCAGCAAGAGUCAUGUAAAUGGGACUCGGCAAAGUGGUGCGAACAAACUUGAAGCCUCUCAAGGGAAAAAACUGUCUAGAGCAGACAAGGGAACCGAGUCUCACCAAGCGACAGGAGAGCAGAAACAGCGUGUCCAAAAUGGUGAAUUAAAGGAUGAUAAGUCAGACAAGAAAGAUCAGACUAAUAUGGGAAAUGAUUCAAAGAAAACAGAGGGUUCAAAGCAACAUGCACACGAGGUACCAGACUCGGGUUCCAUGACAAGCCGCCUUACAUUGCCAGCCAUCAAGCCUCAACUGUGCCAUUUCAAGAGACCCAGUUCCCACUCAGGAACCCACUUCCCACCCUUUCACAAGAAAUCUGAUGACCAGCUGGUGAGAUACAAGCUGCUCGACCAGAGAACCAGAAUGAAAAAGAUUCAACACAUUUCUCAGAAUUGGAACAGAAAAUAGGAGAACGGUGCCUCUUAUUCACACUGAUCUUUGCAAGUUGACGAAGGACAUUGUGUAAUAAUCACAUGGACCAUUUUAAUUCUGCACCAAGUGGGGAGUAAUCCAAGAUGCAAACAUGAAAUAAGAUUUAGCCAAAUAAUUCCAUGGAAGCUUUCAGUAGAACCAUUCUCAAUAGCGUUCCUCUUUGCUGGAAUAUUCUCCAACUUAGGGCAAAAAAUUGGUCUGUCACUUUUAAUUUUCAAAAGUAAAUCUGCAUACAUAAAAUAAUGAUAUUGAUUCAUGGAUUGUAGCAGACCAUUAUGACCAUCUAGUUUGAUCUUCAUAAUACAGGGUAUAUAGAACUUUGCCCCGUAAUUUCCACAUUGAACCCAAUAUCAUGUGGUCCUGCUUAGCCUGCCUUUAAACUGAUUGCAUUGUGAAUUACCUGACAUUACCUGAUAUUUAUACUACAGCGGGGACUGAAAAUUGCUUAAGUACAAAGAAUGGGAGAUGGACACCUCCCCUCUAACUUCACAUUCACACAUGCAAAGAAGGCAUAACACCACGUUAAAAUGAAUGAGGCUUAUUUAGAUUUGUUCAUCUAAUAAUAUAUGUUUCUGGCCUUUGUCCCAUUGAUCUAUAUGAAGAAUGGAUUCCAAGUCUGAGAUCAGACUCCUCCAAAGCUUUGUAUGGAGGAAGGACCCAUAGAUUAGAGAAUAAAUAUAGAAGCAAAGUGAUAAGAAGAAGAGAGCGGGCUGCAGUCUCAUCACAUAUGUACUCUACUUCAGUCUCUCAGUAAAGAGUACUAAACAGGACCAUGCUUAUCUUUAGUCCUCUAAGAGUUGUCAUUGCUAGAAAUGCAAUCUCUGAAAGGCACUGCUACACAUGAUGUUAGGUAGUGAAAACUAAUUGGUUGAAACUGUGACAUUAACCCCACUAAUUAUCCCCAUUUCAAUAAUGCAUGAAAUAGCAAAGGUCCAGGAUCAAUGUGGGCCAAUAGGCAUGAGGGUGUGAUAGCCGAGUUAUCCAUCUCCCCUCUCGUUCCACUUCACUGUAGACUACAGUACGCCUGAUAUCAGAAUGGCUAAUUUCAGGUAUAUAACACUUUGGUGCCACAUAGAUAGCAUAAUAAGAACUGAGCAUUGCA
Molecule: messenger RNA, 3840 nt
Organism: Pelodiscus sinensis (Chinese soft-shelled turtle)
Lineage: Eukaryota; Metazoa; Chordata; Testudines; Trionychidae
Source: RefSeq, a predicted model, not a curated record